Messenger RNA from Truncatella angustata, 2508 nucleotides. RefSeq lists its product as uncharacterized. The transcript has a single exon. The coding region runs from base 1 to 2508 and encodes 835 amino acids. Gene Ontology annotation, cellular component: cytoplasm. Gene Ontology annotation, molecular function: protein kinase binding. Lineage: Eukaryota; Fungi; Ascomycota; Sordariomycetes; Amphisphaeriales; Sporocadaceae. The record is from RefSeq and is a predicted model, not a curated record.
AUGGAUUCAGAGGACGGGGAUUUCUUCAUCAAGCAGCUGGCCGGCUUCGUGCGCACGCACGAGAAAGCGCUGGCCAACGCUUUGCAGUUUCGAAGACAGUCAAAUGCCUCCAGGCAUGGCGCCUCACAAAGCGUGUCGGUUCUGCCGACCCCUCAAUCACUAGGUCCCGUGCCUGAACGACCUUCAACCUCCUCCUCCACAUCUGCUGGAGGACUCGCUGCUGCUCUGUCGCUUGGUUCCUUCAGCUUCACCUCCUCAAGCCUGAAGCCCGCCAAGUUGGCGCUUACGCCACACCACCUAUUCUAUCUCCUCUCUCGCUUCGAAGAACUGGGCAUCAAUGUUGGUCCGAUGAAGGUCCGCUUGGAGAAUUUACAUGAUGCUUCAAGCUCGGCCAACUACGUGUCAUUCCUCAACCCUUCUUCACGAACCCGCAGUGCUGAUGUUGCAUCUAUCCGAUCAGUCUCGAGCGUUAGAAGCGUCAUGUCUGGCAUGUCAGCUCUCUGGGCAAGCUUUGGCAUUGGUUCGGGCAUAUCCGCAGCAAGAGAGGAGAAGCAGAAGGCAGCCCUUGCUGCGGACAUGAAGUAUCUCUACUCAGCUUUCACCAAGAUACCGUGUCUCAGAUUGGCACCCGAUUGGCGUGCUAGGCUAAUACGUGGCUACGAAGAGUUCCCCUUUGACUCUGCUGUCCCCCUAUACGUCUUUAAGAACCUGCAGGCAUUGGAGAUCAGUGGUAUUGAUUACAGGCAAUUCUUCGGCUGGGACCGCCUUGCUGACCAACUCCGAUCUCUGACCUUGAAAAGAGCCGGUAUCGAUGACCCUGCAGAUAUUCUCAUUGACAUUGUUCUGGAUGACAUGGACAAGCGACGGCGUCGGACGGGCAAGGCCCAACACUCGCCGACGGCCACUAAUCCCAGCCCCCGAAGAAGUCCUACAUUGCAGCACGCUGAGUUGCACAGGUCUGGGUCCACGCCGGGAUCGCCCAACCCGCACAGCUCGAUUGGAGAUCUCCCAGUCGGCUCGGUCGGUACGGAUUCCUCUUCGCCGAGUGGCAGUCGACGUCCGUCAGUUGCUAGAAUUGAGACCGAUAUACCACAAUCUCCGAAUAAGUCUGGUCGUCCACGAAGCCAUUCCCCUUCACGCCCCAUAAGCUCCCGUCAUCAUACCACUCCAGCUACGACUAGGCAUUCCUAUAAGGUUAGGCGCUCCGGUUCUGGCAGUUCGCACUCCAGCCUGUCUGAUUCAUGGCACAAUGCUCGGAACAGUACUUCAAACCUGUUAGCUAUGGGCAUUCUCCCAGCGUCAAAAUGGCGUUUCUUGAAGCAUCUUAGUCUUGCAGACAACUCUAUGACUGCUAUUCCCGCGCCAAGUCUUGCUCCGUUGGCGAAUACGCUGUACUCCUUGGAUCUGUCUACAAACCUCUUUACUCAGAUCCCCGACAGCCUGGCAACUCUUACUGCUCUCCGUGCUCUAAAUUUGUCUCACUGCAUGAUAGAUUCGCUACACUCUUUGACGCGCAAUCCUCUGCCAGCCAUUACGGCCCUGAACCUGCGUGCCAACCGUCUGCAGUCUAUCGCCGGUAUUGAAAAGCUAUACCCACUAGAAAGACUCGACCUUCGGGACAACCGUUUGACGGAUCCAUUGGAAAUAGCGCGCCUGACUGGUAUUCCGGAGAUUCGGGAGAUAUGGGUUGAGGGCAAUCCCUUUACACGCACGCACCGCGAUUAUCGUGUGACAAUAUUCAAUCUGUUCCGGAGAACGCCUGGUUACACCGAGGAUGUUAUCAUCGAUGCUUCCGGCCCAACCUACUCGGAAAAGAAAUACCUCGUGGAACGGGUUGCUAUCCCCGCCGCUGUCCCAGUGGUCAGACCACCUGUACCAGAAUUGCCAGCAGUCGACGUGAGUAAGCCCACAAUUAUUUACGAUACGCCGAGAGAAGCAGCUGCAAUCAGGAAGGAGAGGCCACAACCCAAAGCCGUCGCCAGCGAGAUCAACACCAGCUCAACGCGACGAAAGCGGACACCGAAACGUAGAAUAGUUGACUUGGCCACGACACCCAGUCAGACUAUUGACAUCAAAGAGUUGGCAGCCGGAGGCGUCAUCGGAGCUGGCGUAGAGAGCAACUAUCGUAUUUCACAACACCAAGAGUCUCAGAAAGCAGGUGUGAGCGAGUCAAGACCGAUGGCCCCUCUCAAUACUGCUGAAGUUCCUCGUAUAAACACGAGUAUUGGAAAUCCAGAACUUCCUACUUUCUCAAACGCCCCAUUCCAGGCAUCCAAAGACACUCAAGAUUGGAGCACAAGUGGCGAAAUCUACCGGCAGAAAAUAGAGACACUGCGAGACCAGGUAGGAAAUGGAUACUUGACUGUUCUCAACGAGGAGAGCUGGGAAUCAAGUCGACCCGCUACUUUUGUUGGGGACUACAGCACAACAUCGGCUGUUCGACCAAGCCUUGCUACACCUCGAACUCCAAGCGUGCAGACGAUCACAAGCGGCCGGACGCUUUCGUGA